Molecule: messenger RNA, 258 nt
Organism: Trametes versicolor FP-101664 SS1
Lineage: Eukaryota; Fungi; Basidiomycota; Agaricomycetes; Polyporales; Polyporaceae
Product: high mobility group box
Exons: 1
Biological process (GO): regulation of transcription by RNA polymerase II
Cellular component (GO): nucleus
Molecular function (GO): RNA polymerase II cis-regulatory region sequence-specific DNA binding; DNA-binding transcription factor activity, RNA polymerase II-specific
Source: RefSeq, a predicted model, not a curated record
AUGUCCACUCCGACCUCAGAACCCCAUAUCCCUCGCCCCCUCAACGCUUUCUUCAUUUAUCGCCGCGACGUCAACAAAAAGAUGAAGGUGACGAGCAAGCAAUCCCACCAGCAGGCGGACGUGUCCAAAGCAGUCGCCCAGCAGUGGCAGGAUGAGCCCCCGGAGGUGCGGAUGGAGUACCAGCAGCGCGCCAAAGAGGCGCAGGAGGAGCACCAGCGGAUGUACCCCAACUAUCGCUACAACCCCGGGCAGAAGAAG